Exophiala dermatitidis NIH/UT8656 is the source of this 2511-nucleotide messenger RNA. RefSeq names its product ankyrin. Bases 268 to 1176 code for a protein of 302 amino acids. The transcript is spliced from 2 exons. The record is from RefSeq and is a predicted model, not a curated record. Gene Ontology annotation, molecular function: protein binding. NCBI's taxonomy places the organism in Eukaryota, Fungi, Ascomycota, Eurotiomycetes, Chaetothyriales, Herpotrichiellaceae.
CCUCCCACUACAAUUCCAUUUCUUAGUGACACCGGCGGUUCUUAAUAAAUUUACAGUCAUAACGCCAGUUGUGGUGAGAUCUGACAAUCUCUACUGUCAAAGUAGGAUGCUAUCCACUCUGCAAUUGCUCACAUGAAGGACCACGAAAGCUGGGCUACGCACACUCCACUGAUUCUGAGUUGAUCAGGCGGCAGCUGGUCCCCCGGAAUUUCCUAACUCCACCCUCGUCCCUACCUACCAGUACGUUGUUGUAUGUAGACCUCUCCCAUGGAUGUGGACCAAAUCUUCGACUUCAACAGUUCCCUCGGGACGGACAUAGCCGAAGCUACGAUUCCGCUGCAUCCCAGUUGCGAGCAAGCCAUCCUCAGAAUCGAAGAGGCGUCAAUCGCAGGAGACCUGCCUACAGUACAACGCAUAUUCAAUGAACUCCGCGGUAGCUCUGAUCGUGAACAUUGGCUCACGGGACCAGGGAGCAGUCUAUUCCUUGCGAUCCGAAAUGGCCACAAAGCCGUCGUCGAAUAUCUUCUAAGGCAAGGCGUGUCUGUGGAUAUCAACCAUAUUCAGGCUGCCAUAGUGAACAAGGACAAGCGUGUACUUGAACUAUUCCUCGGAUAUGGAUGGGAUAUAAACAAACCGAUGGAAUGGGCGGUUCCGCCACCACUUGCGCUGGCUGUCGAGGAUGCAGACCUUGUCACUUGGUUCCUCUCGCAUGGAGCAAACCCAGAUGCCGGAUGUCAGUUGGACUUGACACCAUUGUCCUAUGCUGUACAAUAUGCGCCCCUCGACAUUAUCAAAACGCUAUUUGACCAUGGUGGUUCUGUUCGAACAGGGCAGCUACUUCAUUACGCUGUUCGUCGCGAUCAACCAGACAUCCUCGAAGUUCUAGCCUACCUCCUCCAUAAAGGUGCGUCUGUGAACGACGUGAUGUACCAGCAUCAUCCGGAUUCCUACCGGCUACAACAAGCAUUUGGACUUGGUACUCCUCUUCAUGAGGCAGCUCAGCUUGGAAAGCUUGAAGUCAUCCGGUUUCUCCUGGAGCAUGGCUCUGAUCCAAAUGUCGUGGACUCCCUCGGGCAGACGGUUCUUGAACGCGCUACAACAUAUGGUCAUGCAGAGGUAGCUGCCUUUCUGGACGACAACACGUCGACUACCCAACAGCCAACUCCGGACGGAUGAAGCCGUUCUACUCGAUCCCUUUCUGUUCGGUCAGGUAUCGUCAAGCUCCCUUUUCUGGUGGGUGAGAUAUUCAAACGCUCCUCCCGCUCAUCUUGCGUUCUAGGAAGACGAAGGCUCUGCUGGCCCUGCUCUUGGAUGCAUUGGCGCCUUGGGAACCAGACAAUGCAACUUUAGCAUAUCGGCAAGUGUUGAGAGAGGGUCGUUUCUCCGUUCAGAGGAGUCCAAACAUACCUACACACACUCUCCCUCUCAAUCUAUUAGUAUUUGGACAGGAAGGUAUAGUAACCUAGGAUUAUCCUAGGCCUUAGGUCGGCGCUACUACUACUGCCUGUGGCCUUGGACCAAUAUCUCAGUCGGUCAUCAGGAGAUGCACAGUCACAGCAGUACAAAUUUGAAUAACUAAUAUCUUGCUUGUACUUUUGGGAACCUACUAUUACUACCACGAGGUCAAAGUUGCGGACCGGUUCCUUAGGACCGCCUUGUGAGGGCUGCUGGGGCGAUCUCCACGUGCAGUCAGUCCCCAGAGCGUUCAUGUGCCUACCUUGGACAACUGAGCAGUAUGUACAACUGUAGUGUAUCCAUUCCCCUGCUGCCUGUCUCGCUCUGAGAUUAAGUUGAAAACAAAUACACUGGUUACCUGCAGUGGUAUAUAGCAUAUCCACGUUUUCACGUUGACGAAUCAAGAUUACCCAGCGAUUACGCCAUCGUCGUCUGUCGGACUGGGUGCUCAAAGAAGGAUAAGGUACCAACUACUGCACAGCAAGGGUAUAUAUUUUCUUCAAUCACACAUUUAUCCCUCGCAAUCGACCAUAGGAUCAUUUGAGAAAGCAGCACUUCCCGUCCGCUCAAUGGUACUUAAGCUCAAUACCGGCCAGCUAGUAGCAAUGUGGGUGACCAAUUGCGAAUCCUGGCUGUUGAUUGUUUUUGCUGUUUUCGCAAAUUCUGCUGUUUAUUUUUUGAACAGAGGGAGGACUACCUACCUAGGUACCUAGGUACUAUUCAGCAAGACUCUGUUCGAUAAUCAUUGAACUCCAAAAUGCAGUCUGUCUAGAAUAGAAUGUCGAGCUGAGGCACACUGGCACUUCUGGAUAACUGGCAGGAACGAACAUUUGUCAGGCACUUAACGACGGAGGCGUGCUUGAGGUAGAGAGGCCGGAAGGGACGGUUGACAGGAUAACAGUGAUCUCUGUAGACGGUAUGGGCCCGAAAUGUUUGCAUAUGUAUGGGGAAGUAGAUUUAGCAUAGAUGUAGAUAAAGGUACCUACGUUUAUACUAGAACGCGAGGUAAAGAGGCCGUCCGUACCCAGGUAUGGUGAAGACACACUAUGUACCGUA